AUGAUGAAGCUGCAGCUCCUGCUCUUCGCUCUCUUCGCAUCUCUUGCACAAGCCCAGUGGAAGGGUUGUUCCAGUCCCUGGCCCAACAUUACCCCGGGCAAAGAAUUCACCAUCAAAGAUAAAUGUCGCACUCUUGCAGGCUAUCCAAAGAAAUUUGAAGAGGCCAAUACAGAAGUCACCGUGACGUAUACGCAGCAAUGGAGCCGUCUACCCAGCAAGAGCAAAGCAGCCGUAAACCCAAUCCUCAAAGAAUCUCUCGAGAAAAGCAUGGAAGUCUACCGCAAAUUUGCAAAACUCCCAUCGAGCAUUAUCAUCAUCCUGACGACAGAAAGUGAUGAAGAUUUUACAGCCGAGACUGUUUAUCCCAAUCUCAGGAAGCCACCAUGUCAAAUCAAGCUGUUCAACAGAUGGACCACCGAAGCAACGACGAACAAACCUCGGGUGCUACAGGCUCUUGCGCACGAAAUAUACCAUUGCAUACAGGAUCUUGGAAAACUCGGGAAUUCUGUUGAUCCGCAGUGGGUUCGUGACGGCUCUGCGAAUUAUUUCAGUAACCUCGUCUUUCCUGACUCCAACGCUGAAUGGCCUGAUAAAAAGCAUAGCGGCGUUGCGUAUAAGCCUAAUUUGCCAAUCUAUGCACAUGUCGGUAAAGAAGCUUACGCAACUAGCAUCUUUUUCCAGGCGCAAAAGAAAAUGGAUGAGGAUGCUAUAAACAAGUUUGUCCUUGCGACGCCUGGGGGAUCAACCGGCCUUCAAGAACGAGCUCGUCUAUCAGACUUAUCUGGUUUUGCUGAUGAGUUCUUCACUUUCGCAAAAGAUUUUGCACUACAGCAGAUCAAAGACACCAAUGGAGAUCUCAUUCCGAUCGACAAAAUCAACCCCGUUUCUGCGUCAAUCAAGUUUGACAAAGCGGGCACCACCGGCACCGCAACGCUCACAAGCACGCCGUUCACUAUUUCGGUCUUCAAAAUUACUAUUGACCCUGGGCGGACGGCAAAGAUUUACUCAUCGGCGAAUGAUAACCAGAAGCUUGCUUACCGAAAGUCCGACGCCAAAUCGUGGACCGACAUGGCUACCGAUUCCUCUUCUGGACGCACCAUUGAUCUUCCGUGCAAUCAGAAAAACACUAAACAGACAUACAUCAUUGUAUUCAUCUCAACUAAAGAUGUGAAGAGUGAUAAAGUGAAAAUCACGGUUGCGACGAGCAAGCCGAAAAAGUGCGGCGCAAGAAGCGGCUUCGUUCUGUAUCCUCUAUUUAACCCUACAACUAGUGGCGGAUACUGUCCCAAGGGAACACAUUCUUCCAGGCUAGCUAUUUGGUGCUGCCCAGACGGGACACAACUGGAUGAACAUGUAGCGCAGCAAGUCAGCAUCUGCUGUCCAACAGGUCAGUCUCGUGUUGUAAAUGUUGUUACGCUGAUAGGCUAA
Messenger RNA from Fusarium odoratissimum NRRL 54006, 1428 nucleotides. RefSeq lists its product as uncharacterized. The record is from RefSeq and is a predicted model, not a curated record. The transcript has a single exon. NCBI's taxonomy places the organism in Eukaryota, Fungi, Ascomycota, Sordariomycetes, Hypocreales, Nectriaceae. The coding region runs from base 1 to 1428 and encodes 475 amino acids.